AGUUACGAAAAUCUUACCAGUGACAAAAUUAUAUUCCAUGAAGCCAAGGAGUACAAAGUCAAGAAUUCCAAACUUAAAUAUCAACGAAUUAAAAUUGAAACCAAGUUUCCAAAUGGCAAAAAAGGAGCUCUUGUAAUCGAGACUCCAUUUUUGUUUUCCUUUGGAGUCACAGAACGAUUAAAUCAAGAGACUAAUCAGCCCAGGGGAUAUUCAAUUCCAGUGUGUCUCUGGGGAAAAGAAGAAAAACCAAAUGAAAGUGAAAAAUCGUUUUUUGAAGCAAUAAACAAAGUCACAGAAAUCUACCAGCAUUAUCUCGAGGAAGAAUUUGGUCCAGAUAUGGCGAGUUAUUUAACAAAUUCUCUUUACUGGAAACAGGUUGAAUAUACUGACAAGAAGGGUAAAACAAAGAAAAAGAAGGAUUAAUCAGCCGCACCAGUACUUUAUGCAAAACGUAUUUAUUCUGAUAAAUCAAAAAAAAUACUUUCACUAUUUCGCACAAAGGGAAAUGAUAAAGUCAGUCCUUUUGAUUAUUUGAAUCAAUAUUGCAAGGUUAAAAUGGCACUUAUUAUCGAGAGUAUUUAUCUCUCAAAAAAUAUUGUUUCUCUUCAGAUAAAGGUUCAUGAGGCCUAUAUCAAGCCUCUAAAGCCAAUGGAAGCGUUACUGUCAAUCAAAGAAAGUGAUGAGGACGAAAAUGAA
Porites lobata is the source of this 696-nucleotide messenger RNA. The record is from the annotation of a GenBank genome assembly. NCBI's taxonomy places the organism in Eukaryota, Metazoa, Cnidaria, Anthozoa, Scleractinia, Poritidae.